Molecule: messenger RNA, 2279 nt
Organism: Gekko japonicus
Lineage: Eukaryota; Metazoa; Chordata; Lepidosauria; Squamata; Gekkonidae
Gene: ALKBH1
Product: alkB homolog 1, histone H2A dioxygenase
Exons: 6
Coding region: 70-1182 (370 amino acids)
Biological process (GO): oxidative RNA demethylation
Cellular component (GO): nucleus; cytoplasm
Molecular function (GO): ferrous iron binding; oxidative RNA demethylase activity; broad specificity oxidative DNA demethylase activity
Source: RefSeq, a predicted model, not a curated record
CCACUACCGCCAAUGGGAAGACGAGCACGACCGCUUCCGCUCAGCGCGUGCAAGGUCGCCUGAAUUAAGAUGGCUGCGGGGACGGUGGCCGCACGGGAAAGUGGUGAGGAUGCCUUCCGACAGCUUUUUCGCUUUUACCGCCGGUGGGAAGGCUCGGACAUGACAGGGGUGAUUGACUUCUCGAAGCACGCCGGACGACAGGUGGUCAGUUCUCCCCUCGUUGUUUCUUCAGUAAGUGAUCAAGAUGCCUGCAGAGCAGGAUUGAAGCCAAUUAACUUGUGGAAAGCCUAUGGGCUGGCUAAUUACCCAGGAUUUAUAUUUAUCCCAAAUCCUUUCCUUCCGGGCUGUCAGCGCCACUGGGUGAAACAGGGUCUCAAGCUGUACACCCAGAAACCCAAUGUGUGCAAUUUGGAUAUGCACAUGUCUACUAAGGAAACUGCAGAUCUUUGGGGAAAGACUCAGCAGCAGCUGCGAAACAAAAGUUCCAGCAAACGAGAGCCAAAAAGUUUACUGGAGAAGCUGCGCUGGGUGACUUUGGGAUACCAUUAUAACUGGAAUACCAAGAAAUAUUCAGCUGAUCACUGUACUCCCUUUCCAUCUGACCUGGCUUUCCUUUCGAAGCAAGUGGCUAAAGCUUGUGGGUUUCCAGGCUUCCAAGCAGAAGCAGGGAUCCUGAAUUAUUACCACUUUGAUUCUUCUCUGGGGAUUCAUGUGGAUGAGUCAGAGCUGGACCAUUCUCAACCUCUCCUGUCAUUCAGUUUCGGACAACCAUCCAUAUUUUUGUUGGGGGGACUGAAACGAGAUGAAGCCCCCGUGGCCAUGUUUAUACACAGUGGGGACAUGAUGGUCAUGUCUGGCUUCAGCCGCCUGCUAUACCAUGCAGUUCCCAGAGUUCUGCCCAAUCCCGAGGGGAAACCUCUGCCUUCUUGCCUGGAGUUGCCUCUCCCUGCUGACCUUCCUGCAGACUCAGUUAUUGAGCCCUGCUCCCAAGAUGAUUGGCAAGUCUGUGCCCAAUAUUUGCAAGGAUCCCGCAUCAACAUGACCAUCAGGCAAGUUCUGGCUGAAGGCCAGAGCUUCCCAACUGAAUCUGGGAUGGAGAAUAAGCUAGAUGUUCUUUCCAAAGGUUCCUAUCAUGAAGAGAACAGUGAAUUCAAAAGGCACAAACCUGAUACAGACAGCUGAGACCACCUGGAAGCCUUUUUUUCCCCCACCAGUGGCCCACUGUGAAGCCUAGUCCAACCCACAGCCACUCACCCAGACCAGGGGUGGAGGGCAAAGAUUCUAGUGAAGGGGCCUGGAGACAGUGCAUGGCUGAGUGGGCUGUGGGAGAGGAAGUCAAUGCUGGCACCCCCAUUGCUUGCUCAUCUAGAACAGUGGCAGGAAGGGCUGUGCCCAGCAGCACAGCAGGCCUGGUGAUUAGCUCGCCAGUGGACCCAAGAGGAGACCCAGCCCACCUGGCCUGGUAGAGUGGCAGGCCUGGCCAGGAAGGGACCUAGACGGCCUCACCUUUGCACCUGCAUGGGCUCAGCCCUGGUUGUUGGGGUAGGAGAGGGGAAAGGCCUUGGAGGAGGAAGGGAGAGGAGGCAAGGGAAAUGGCAGAAGGGAGCAAGCAGGCUGGUAGGAAGAUCCCUGCCUCAAGGCACAGGACAGAAGAGACCUUUGAAGGGCAGCAAGCCUUGCUCCUGGAGGCCCCCAAGAAGGCUCAGGCCUGCCGGGGCCCAAAGAAGGACCGUGCGGAGUAACCUUGCCUACCUUCAAUAAAAAAACAGCAUAGUAGCAGCAUCAGCAAACAGUCUCAUGAUCCUUGAAGGGCUGGGAUGGAUGGGCAAUAAUAUGGACCCUUACCCCCUAGCAGCACAUUGGUCACAGCCCAGUGUGGGAAGGUUAUUACCCAUCCAGAUGGAGAACAACUGCUAUUGGGAAGAGUAUGUGACUAAACCAGAACUGUGAUUAUUUCCACAUCUAUCAUAGUCUCUUCAAGAUCCCAUAGUGGUUGGUCUCUUCUAGGUCACAGAGCAAAUUCAUAUCACUUGAGUGAAUACCACUUGCACAGAAUACUUGCUCCGGCCUACAACUUCCUUUGUGACCCGGCUUUGAGGUAUCAGAAUGAAGGCACCAGCAAAAGGAGCAAGCUGUUAAGUAGUGGAUUUCGUAACAGAUCCAUUACAUGGUCUGAAAGCAUAAUGAUGGAGCAACUUGCCUUGAAGCUAAGCAGGUGUGGGCCUGUAUAGGGCCUGUAUAGGAGACCCAUGGGAACUGCAAAAGAAAUGUUAAUAAUA